UUGAAGAAUUGACUGAGACAGAAGAUCUCCGGGAAAGUAUGGACAUUGGCACCAGGCAGCUCAAUCACAUGUUUUAACAGCCCGACCAACACAGUGGAGACAAUGAAAGUACAUCUCAAAGGGGAUGCGAUCUGUACCCUUCUCCUGGUGGUCGCACUUGGCUCCUUACUUUAUUCCCAGCUACAGCACCUGGCCCCGGCAGGAAACAAGGAGCUGACACCCAAGAAACCUUCAGGAACACAGCGAGUUUUCUCUGAUCUCAAAGCACCUGGGAGACUUGUGCCAGUGGAGACAACAGUUCCCGUACCCCAAAUAAUUCCUAUGGUUAGACGAGCAGAACUGGCUAGUAGCAGGGUCCAAACUACAACUUCACCACCAUUGACUCAUUCUUCCUUCAACUUCAAGCGUUAUCUCCUGAACAAAGACAACAGGAACUUCAACAUUCUUAUUAACCAGCCCAAGAAAUGCAGGAAAAUACCCGGAGGUCCCUUUCUGCUCAUUGCUAUCAAAUCGGUGGUUGAAGACUUUGACAGACGCGAGAUUGUCCGUAAGACUUGGGCUAGGGAAGGUUUGGUGAACGGGGAGCAGAUCCAACGAGUUUUCCUCCUGGGAACACCAAAGAACAGGACAGUGUUAGCAACAUGGGAGACCCUUAUCCAUCAGGAGAGUCAGGCAUACAAGGACAUUUUACUCUGGGACUUCAUGGAUACUUUCUUCAAUUUGACCCUGAAGGAGAUCCAUUUCCUAAACUGGGCUGCUGAAUUCUGCUCCAAUGUGAAAUUUAUUUUCAAGGGUGAUGCUGAUGUUUUUGUCAACGUAGAGAACAUUGUUGACUUCCUUGAGAGACAUGAUCCCACUGAGGACCUCUUUGUUGGGGACAUCAUCUACAAUGCCCGCCCCAUCCGUGUCCGAAAGAGUAAAUACUAUAUCCCAGAAACCAUGUAUGGGCUAAGCAUCUAUCCAGCCUAUGCAGGAGGAGGAGGUUUUCUGCUCUCCAGCCACACCAUGAGGAAGCUCUCUACUGCCUGCAAAGAGGUAGAACUAUUUCCCAUUGAUGACGUCUUUUUGGGCAUGUGCUUACAGAGAAUCAAUCUCAAACCCAUUUUGCACGAAGGAUUCAAGACCUUCGGCAUACUCAAGCCUUCUGCUGCUCCACAUCUACAGACGUUUGACCCCUGUUUUUACAAAGAUCUCAUGGUAGUUCACAGCCUAAAAGUUGCUGAGAUCUGGCUAAUGUGGAACCUGCUCCACAGCCCACGGCUUUCCUGUACCCAGAAGAAGCAGGUGAGGAAGCCUUUCCAGUGGAAAAAGAAAGCUCAAACAGCAACACGGGCAUCAGCCUUGUGAUCAUGCAGACAGACCAC
Tinamus guttatus (white-throated tinamou) is the source of this 1364-nucleotide messenger RNA. RefSeq names its product UDP-GlcNAc:betaGal beta-1,3-N-acetylglucosaminyltransferase 9 (gene B3GNT9). Gene Ontology annotation, molecular function: UDP-glycosyltransferase activity; hexosyltransferase activity. Gene Ontology annotation, cellular component: Golgi membrane. Gene Ontology annotation, biological process: protein O-linked glycosylation; poly-N-acetyllactosamine biosynthetic process. The record is from RefSeq and is a predicted model, not a curated record. NCBI's taxonomy places the organism in Eukaryota, Metazoa, Chordata, Aves, Tinamiformes, Tinamidae.